GCACAGUGAGCAGAAGCAGAGGCAGAUGAAGAAGAGGAGGAGGAGGAGGAGGAGGAAUGUGUAGCUCUUUAGUGCACAUACGAAGCAUUUUUUAUGGGAGCAAUAAUGCGCUUCAUAUGACGCAAGGACGUUUGGGGACACGUUUUGGACACUGCUGAACUUCUGUUUUGCACUUUUCAGGGUAAAGAGACACAAAAGAAGAUUAUUUUGUACACUGGAAUGGGCCUGACUUGUGGUGCUUUUGUGGUGCUGAAGGGACAGCGACGACAACUGGCUCGCUUAAGGGAGCUGACCGGUUCUGAAGGACCUGACAGGGGAGAGGAAUUCAAGUCACAGUAACACAAACCGGGACCUUUUUUAAAAAAUAUAUUUACACUCUUAGAAUGUUCUCGCCACAGUUUUCUGGGAGAACAAACUUUUUAAAUAACUUUCCGUAAAGUGUGAGGUGGUAGGAGUGUGUGCGUGUGUGUGUGUGUCUGUGUGUGCGUAUACCUGCCAUCAUGCCUCGCUCUUUCCUGGUGAAGAAAGUCAAGCUGGAUGACAUUUCAACCGCCGAGCUGGAGAGCUCCUACUGUCACGGCCGACGUGGGGAACUGAGCCUGCGAUUCCAUCAUCAUAAAAGUUAUGAGCGGGAUUAUCUGAGCCCAUCCCCGUACGAUGACCCGGUGCGCAGCGCCUUGCCCGCCAUCUCCAAAGCGCCCCCUUCCCCUCCCCACCCGUCCAUCAUCUACAGCCGCAUCGGCGGCGGCGGCGGCUACGCGGGCGGCCUCCACGGCGACAUCCACGGCGACUCGGACCAGCCCGACAGUCCCCGCUCGGAGGUGUCGUCGGCGGCCGGCGGCUACAUCAACGGGGACGCCGCCGUCGGCGAGGCCUACGCCGUGGACGCCUUCUUCAUCGUGGACGGCCGUUCGAGACGGAAGGGAGCCGGAACCGGAGAGGGAGCCGGCGCGGGCCCGCCCGGAGCCCCGCAGAGGCACUCGUGCGGCGAGUGCGGCAAAACGUACGCCACCUCGUCCAACCUGAGCCGCCACAAGCAGACGCACCGCAGCAUGGACAGCAAGAUGGCCAAGAAGUGCCCGACGUGCGGCAAGGUGUACGUGUCCAUGCCCGCCAUGGCCAUGCACCUGCUCACGCACGACCUCAAACACAAGUGCGACGUGUGCGGCAAGGCCUUCAGCCGCCCGUGGCUGCUGCAGGGUCACAUGCGCUCGCACACGGGCGAGAAGCCCUUCGGCUGCGCGCACUGCGGCAAGGCCUUCGCCGACCGAUCCAACCUGCGCGCGCACAUGCAGACGCACUCGGCGUUCAAGCACUACAAGUGUAAGCGCUGCGACAAGACCUUCGCGCUCAAGAGCUACCUGAACAAGCACUACGAGUCGGCAUGCUUCAAGGGGGCCUUCUCGCCUAUCGGCUCGCUGGGGGAGUGACGCCCCGGCGUUUUCACCAACCGGAUGAUUCCACGCGUGGACUCCCCUUCCAACCGUGCUGCGGCCCACUUGACACUGGCUGGUGGGAGGGUUCUGAUUGCGCACUCAAGAUCGGUACACUUCCCCUCCUCUGGCACGCUUGGAUAAGGCAGUGGCGGGCAAUGCAUUUGGUACCUGGGCCUUCAGUGGGACUUUCCCAACUUAAUCCACCUCUUAAAAUCACCACCAUCACAUCACAGUUAGAGAAACCAUCAAUACUUAAGAAAAACGCAAUAUAACAGCUCGCAACUGUUCCACAUUCAUCAACUGAAGCAGUUCAGAAUCAAUAGUUCAGUUCGGUAUCAAAGCAUUUCGAUAAAAUACAUUGGACUCAGAUGUAUUUUGUACUGUUAGCUGCAGGCAUGUUUUCCUCGUCAAAGUUUUGUUCUGACCAACCAAUCAGAGGACGGAAAAACGCUGACAUCAUCGAGGGCCAGCGCUCUGACCCUAUGUGGAUGAAAAUGAAAUCUAAUCACCUAAAGAAACAUUCCCAUUGCUAAUGGAGUUGAAGUUAUCUUGAGCAGCAAAACUUGUUCUCAAGGCUCUGGGCAGAUGAAAUUGACAUGGCAACACAUAGAGACUGAAAUCUGAUUAGACAAAAAAAAAAUAAUAAUAAAAAAAUCGAACCCACCCGUGUACUGAAAACAGUCCAGACAAGAAAAACACAAGAGAAUGAAGAGAAUAGACCGUAGGCAAUAAAUUCAUACAAUUUCAUGGAACAAAUCCAAGAAUUUAGGUUGUAAAUAUUGGUCAGUACUUCUGAUAGUGUUGAGGUCAGCAGUGAAGACCUUGCUGGCCCUGACCCACCCACCACUGUUGUAAGGCGGUCAUUCGAUAACUGGCACAUUACGCAAUAGAAAUAAAUACAACAACUUGAAAUAAGCCACAAAGUCAGAAAAAGUCCGUUUGGUCACUCACGGCUACAUGCUCAAUGUACGUGUCAUAUAAUCAAUGCUAUCACUUCUUUUUACCAGGUAUUCAUGACACAAUUUACCCAAUAGAAAUAAACGUAACAACUACAAAUAACACACAGAGUGAAAACGUAAAAAGUCCACGACACACCAUCAGGCUCGGGCAGACGUGAAACGUGCAGGUCAUUGCCCCUCUUGCCAGUUACUUAUGAUAACUGCCACCAGGCACAAUAGGAAUAAACACAGCCACGACUCGAAAUAAUCCACACAGUCAAAAAAAUACUCCACAUAGACAAAAAAAAAAAGAAGCACGCACAGUCAAAUAUGCAAGAACCUGCCAUUGCUCCUCUGGCCAUUUGUUCAUGAUAACUGGACACCUUGAAUAAUAGAAAUAGAUACAACGGCUCAAAAUAAUCCACAAAGUUAGAAAAAGUCCACUCGGUCACAAACAGUCACACAUGGACUGUACGUGCCUCUUGACAGUUAUUUUUGAUAACAGCCACUGUCCAAAAUUGAAAUAAACAAAACAACUCGGAAUAAUCCACACAGUCAAAAAAUAGAAGCAGCAAAGGCCGACAAAGCACAGCACAUCUAGUUCAUCAUAACCCAAGAGUGUCAUAACUAACACAAGCAAGCACAAUGGCAUCGGAAAAGCAACAGAGUCCGUGUUCACACUGCAACCGAAUACGAGCCAGUGACGCGGACAACGAACAAAAAUCACCAGGGUAUUUUUUAUUUGAUUUGUUUUUAAAGAAGGGGUUCCCAAACUGUGGCUCAGGACCCAAAAUAGGUCAUUUUUUAUUGUAAAAUUCACAUCUUCUGCUGGUUUUUAUCAUGGGUUUAAAUAUACAGUAUACUUCCAUAGUACUACGGCAAUACACUCAGUAUUUAUCUUAAAAACGGUAUGUCUUAGCUGCCAAUGUGAAUGGAGACAUUCAAAAUGCCAAGGCCUGACCUUUAAAGGUACUUGUGGAAAAAAAGAUUUUUUAUUUUUUUUAUUUUUUUUAAAAACGUCACCACACAGUAUUCUGCUACUAUUUAUUUAUUUAUUUGUGUUUUUAAACAGCAUUUAUUUGCACUUUAUUUCGCCUUCUGUUUGGAAUAUGCCAAAGCAUUUGACACUUUCUAAUUUAUUUUGCCUUUAAUGUUUUUUUUUCUCUCAACAUUUUAACGAUCAACUGCAUGCAAAAAAAGUGACAAUAACAGACUAGCAAUGAAAAACUAUGCCAAUUUUAUGAAUCUUUAUGAAUUAGUUGCCAAAAAAAAGCAAAAUGUUGUUUUUUUGUUCUCCGUAUCUGAUCAAGCAAUAAUGCAUUUUUUUCCAUAUCAACAGUUUUUUUUUCUGUCAUUAUAUAUGUAGUGAUGAGAUGAUGAAAUAUCAGGGAGUUUGCAAACCAUGGAAGCUAUAUCUACAGUAUAUAUAUCUAUAUAUUUGUAUUACAUGCUCUCUCUCUCUCUCUUACACACACACACACACACACACACACACGCACACACACGCACACUAUGCUAUGAUCCUUUUGAGGCCUUCUCCGCUGGGGCGAUUGAUCGUGGACACGUUAUGCAUGACAGUUACGUAUGGGAGGGCGUUUUCCUUUUUUUUUUUUUGUACAUGCUUUUUAUGCACUGCCUGCCUUGUAUUAUUCGAAAAGUAUAUGUAGAAGAACGUAGAAGGUACUACCGUUAGGCCUCUGGUGCUGGAACAUGGACUGCUCUUAAAACAUUUUGUAGUUUCAAAAACAUUAAAAAAAAAACAAAUAAAACACCAUGUUUUGAAACUGUCUGUAAGUUAACUAAGCAUUAGAAUGAAACUUUAUUCUUGUGUAAGGUUGUCAAUGGCAAAUAAUAUUGCAAUGUUUUGCAAAUGCAGUUUUUCAAUAGCUAUCGACGAUACAUUGCUAUGUAUACUACUAUAAUACCCUUAAAAAAACUUUAGCGGAAAAAAGAUUGACUGAGAUUGAAACAUUUCCUAAUUUACAAAAAAAAGGUCAGAGUAUCAUUUUAAAAAAAGUUGUAUAAAAAGUUGUGAUAUGACAAUAAAGUUGAAAUAUUACAGCAUAAGUCCUAAGCUUGCAAGAAAAAAAAGUGUAAUGUUGUGACAGUAAAAUUGCAAUAUUACAGGAAAAAGUCAGAAUGUUUUGAGAAUAAUAUAAUAUUAUAUUAUGAGAGAAACUAAGUCGUAAUGACAUUAAAGUUAUAUAUUAUGAGAAAACAAUUGCUAUAGUAUCAGAAUAAAGUUGUAAUUAACGAUGAAAAAAGUAGUAAUGUUAUAACAGACGUCGAUAAAACUAAUAAUAUGAGAAAAAAAGUCUGAAUUUACGAAAAAAAAUUGCAAAGUAAGAAAAUGAUGAUGUAAUGUUAUGACGUCAUAAUCCUAAGGAAAAAACGUAAUAGAGAAAAAAAAAGUCCAAAUGUAAUUACAAUAUUGUUAAGAAUGUUAUGUUAUGUUAUCAGAAUAAAGAUAUCAUUUAUGAGAAAAUGUUGUAAUGUUCUGAUAAACAGCAAUACUAUGAGAAAAAGUUAUAAUUUGACAUAAAAAUUGUAACGUUAUGACAAUAUCGUAAUAUUACGAGAAAAUGUCUUAAUAUUAAGAGAAUAGUUGAAAUAUUAUGAGAAAGAAUGUCAUGGGGGGGAAAAAAGUUGGAAUUUACAAAAAGUUGUAAUAGCAUGACAAAACUACAAUGCCAUGAGAAAAUGUAAUUUAGGAUACAAGUCGUACUGUGAAGAUGUUCUGAUGUUAUGACAAGAAUGUCGUAAUGAAUGAGAAAAACGUCAUAAAGUCGUUACAAUAAUAAUUGAAUAUUAUGAGAAAACUGUCAUAAUGUCAUGAAAAUAAAGUCAUACGCUGAUGACAAUUACAUCAGAAUUAAAAUGGAAGUCAUAAAUUAUGAGAAAACUCAGAACGCUGCGAUAGUCAAAUCUCAAUAUUACGAGAAAAGUUACUACUACAUUUGAAAUAUUACGAGACUAGCUACCACGAGCAUUAUAAAAAUGUGACGUAAUAAAACUUAUAGUGGUCCUUUGGUGUUGACAAGUGACAGUAUCGAUACUGGUGUAUUGAUGAAAAAUGUUGCUAUCACGAUCCAAUCAGGUGUAUCGAUCGAUACAUGAUACUGGUGUAUCGAUACUGUAUCGUGAAUCAACAUUUUGUGUGAGAUUUGAGAUUUAUUGCCAAGAAUCCGACGUUGAUGUUACAGCACCAGAGAGCCGCGACUAAACACUUUUAGACACAAUUGUAGCCUACUAUAGCCACAAGCUAGUUCAUCAAGUCUUUUAUGAAAAGCACUUCUUGUUCCUCUUACCAACUGUAAAUUCUUGAAAGACCUUUUUUGGUGGGGGGUGGGUUGUGUUUUUUUUUUUCAACGUAAGUAGCACAACAAGAGUUUAGAGAUUCAGGUAGACGACGUCUCGUUUGUAGAAAUAAGAACCGCAGUCAGAUUUUUUUCUACUAGAAGCGAUGAUAAGAUCACAAUAAUGAUGGUGGCGUCCUUUUCUAGAUAUUCAAUAUUUUCAAGCCUUGUAAAUAAGCACUGAAUGGACUGAUGGAUUAUUUCUAUAGAUCUGUACUGUAUGGAGUGAUGAUGAAGAGGAUGAUGAUGAUUUUUUUUUCAGAGCUUCCCAGUUCUUCCUCGGGGGGGCGGGGCUUAUAUUCGGGCCCUCCAAUGUAAAGCACAAAAACAACACCGGGCAUUUUUUUCCCCUUUCACUUCCUUAUUAAUAAAAGAUAGUUUCAACAUAAAAAAAAACAAAAAAAAACGGUUUGUUUAUUACUGUUUCAUCUGAUCAACUUCAGUCUUUAGUGGGUCAUUUUGUUUCUUAUAUUAUUAUGAAUACAAAGAAUGGAACCUCGAAACUCCUACGGAAUCCAUUUUGGAAAUUAUGUAAAUAGAAAUGGAAAAACACUCACACUUAUUCCUUUGCCUAAUAUUAUGAGAAAAUAAAUGCUACGACAAGUUAAAAUAUUCAGAAAAAAAAUUACGGCUAACUGGUAGGAGUAUAAAUUCCCAAUAUUACAAGGAAAAUAAAUUGCAGUAUAAUGACAGUAAAAUUGGGUAAUAUUAUGAGAACAAUGUUAUAAUAUUACAAGAAAAAAGUCCUGACAUUACGAGUAUUUGUGGUAGUUGCAAUGUUACAUGAAAAAAUUCGAACAUAAUGACAAUUAAAUCAAGAAAAAGUUGACUUCUCGUUUCUUGUCAACUAUGAUAUCUAGUAACAUUGUGACAUUUUUAUGAUAAUAUUCGGACUUUUCUUGUAAUAAUACAACUUUUUACCUCAUAAAACCGAGUUUCUUCAUGUAGCAUUACAACUUUCUUGGGAACAUAACGACUUUAGUGACGUGAUAUUACGACUUAAGUCUUAUUACAGUGCAACUUUUUUCUUAUAUUACAACUUUCUCAUCAAUUAAGAAAAAAGUCGUAAAUGAGAGUAGAGUAAAAAUAUUACGAGAAAAAAGUCUGAGCCCGAAUACGAAAACUCACUGGGAAAAAAAGUUGUUAUAUAAAAAUAAACUCAUAAACCAACAAGAAAAAGAUUGUGAUGUUAUGAGAACAAAAGUGUGUGGGGAAAGAGUCAUUGUUACAGUGUGAAAAUAAAAUAGUAUUAUGAGAAAUAAAUUCCCAAAAAUGUUAUGAGAACAGUCAUGUCAUGAAAAGAAAAUUGUAAUAUGAGAAGUUUAGAUUUUAUAGGAAUAAAGUUGUCAUAUUACAAGAAAAAGUGUGUGGUGCAAAUAAAGUUAGAAUAUUAGGAGAAAAAUCUACGAGAAAAAGUUGUCAUGUUCGGAGAAGGAAAUUAAUGGAAAUUUUGCAAUGAAAAAAAACCAACAAUAUUUUUAUGGGAAUAAAGUUGCAAUAUUAUGACAAAUAAGUCAAAAAGUUAUAGAGAGCAUAGUCAAGAAUAUUAUGAGAAUAAAGUUGGAAUAUUAUGAGACAAAAGUGGCAACGUUAUGAGAAUAAAAUCAGAAUAUGAGAAGACUGUAUACAUCACAUUAAAUCAGCCGAAACCACUAUGACAAAAAAACAGUAACUUGAUGUCUUUUACUUAUGCACUGAAUGACUUUGUUGGAGAAGGACGACAACUAAGAAGAAGAAAAAGAAGACGUGAAAAAUAUAUUUUAUUUAUUGCCCAGAAGCAUUUAAAUAUGCUAAUUGCCAUUUUCCCAUGACACUUGACCUUUCAGCCCGGCGCAGGCGAUGGCUUUAAAUUGUUCAUACAUGCUCCCCCAUGCGCUCGCCACUUAAAUCAUUCAUGCGGCGGCGAGUUAAGUCAAAGAUUUCAAAGUAAGAGCAAAACUAACAGGAGACGCCUUUGUUUCGAAACCCUUAAGACAUAAAUAAAAAGCGAGCAGCGGCAAGAUUCUUCCAGGAGAAAUUGCAGUUUCACCAAAGUACUGCUUCGACUACAGUCAAAAGUCAAUAUAGCAAUUGUAAUGUUACGAUGAUCAAGUUGGAAUACUGCAAGAAAAAAGGUCAUCCUUCAUGAGAAAGUCGUGAUAUGAAAAACGUUAGUUAUGAGGAAAAAGUUGGAAAGUUAUGGGAAAAAGAAAAAAAUAAUGCCACUCCUUUUAAAAAUGAAUAAAAUAAAAUUCACCUUUCCUUUUUAAAUAUGAAUACAAUAAAAAUCAACUCUCCUUUUUACUUUGAAUUAUUAUUUUUUCUUUUGAAAUCACCUCUGCUGUUUUAACUUUCACUGGAAAAAAUGUCAAUGAAUAAUGAAACAAACUAGUUUUUUGACUUUCAAUCCAAUUUUCCUUUCAAUCCUUCAGUAGAAAAAAAAGAAAAAAUCACUACUCCUGUUUUGACUUUGAAUGAGGGAAAGAAUAACUCAUCUUUUGUUUGAAUAAAAAACAGCUCUC
Molecule: messenger RNA, 8231 nt
Organism: Phyllopteryx taeniolatus (common seadragon)
Lineage: Eukaryota; Metazoa; Chordata; Actinopteri; Syngnathiformes; Syngnathidae
Product: transcriptional repressor scratch 1-like
Exons: 2
Coding region: 501-1430 (309 amino acids)
Biological process (GO): regulation of DNA-templated transcription
Molecular function (GO): DNA-binding transcription factor activity, RNA polymerase II-specific; RNA polymerase II cis-regulatory region sequence-specific DNA binding
Source: RefSeq, a predicted model, not a curated record